GACCUCUCAUCCCUCAUUCCGAAACUGGAUACUCCGCAAGGUAAUUGCCGAUAAUUGCUACACGCGUCAACUAUAUUCUCGCAAAAAUACUGUGCAUGGGUGAUUGGUUUGUGGUUAGAUAACGCGCGGGUCGACCGAACUGCGGGGGAUUUCUGCUUAGCCGGACUCGCGCGAGUAAUCGCGUACUUCGGGGCGCCGACAUCACCGAAAGGAUGCUUCGAAAAUACGAUGAAAAUGGACGUGCCACACUUUGAGGCGUUUUUAAGUAGCUUCUUGUGAUGGUGUAAUGUAAAAGAAGACUAGCACUAGUUGAGCAACUUUUUUCAUCACAAGACUGUUCCGACUUGCUCCAAAAAUGUCUGUAACUUUUGCGCAACGCGGUCGGCCGCCUCCAAAUCCUGCCCAAAUACAGAAGAUGCUUGAUGAAAAUUGCCAACUUAUACAAAUGAUUCAAGAGUAUCAGAACAAGGGCAAGGCACAGGAAUGUGUACAGUAUCAGCAGAUGUUACAUCGCAACUUGGUAUACUUAGCAUCCAUCGCAGAUGUAAACCAAAAUUUGCAAACUUUAUUACCUCUACCUCAAGGUAUACCCAAUGGCCCUCAACAUGGUAUGAUGAAUCCACAAGGACUUCCAAGUGGUCCAGGUGGUACAGCAGGCCCUGGAGGCGAAAUGCCACCGAAUACACAGCCAACCAUGCCAAUGUCGACUUUUAAUCAAGGCCAACCGAUGGCGCAAGGUGGUUAUCGCGGACCUGUGAUGCCUGGCCAAGGACCUACCAUAAAUAGGCCUCCAACAGCACCGGGUCCACAGCAAUACAGAGGUCCACAAGGUUAUCCCCAGCAGCCUUCUCAGCAAGGUUAUCCUGCUCAAUAUACCAGUCAGAAUCCUGGCUCAAAUUAUCAAGGACCACAAGGGUCUGCGUACACUCCUGGCCAACCAAACCAGUACGGACCACCAAACGCUUCUCAGCAACAGGGAUACAGUGCAGCCACACAGCCAAAUUACGGUCCUCCGACCACAGUAAACAGCUACGGUCCGCAACCAGGUGGUUAUCCACCACCAGGUUCAACUCAGCCGCCUUCUGGAUACGGACCACCGCCACCAAAUCAACAAGGUUACCCACCUUCUAAUGCUUCGCAGCAGAAUUUCUCAUCAGGUAGUCAACAACAGCAACCAGGGCAAUAUGGCAGUCCUAGUCCACAACCAAAUUAUCAACAGCCACCGUCCCAAGCGCCACCUCAAAACGCGUACGCUGCGGGGCAACCCGGGAAUUACCCCCCACCCUCCUCACAGGCAUACGCGAACAAUGUCCUACCGCAAAAUUACCCACCGCCUCCGACAACCAGCGCGACUCAACCCCCUCAACCUGGGUCUCAGCAAAACGCGGGUCCGCAGCCCAACUAUGUUAAUCAACCGAGCCCGGGUCCCGGUGCGACACAAUAUGGCCCCGCGUCUACGUCUCCGCCAUUUAGUACUUCCUCUGCAAGCGGUGGCAAUACUUACGCUCAAAGCAGUCAGCCGACAAGCACACCGUCUGCUUCGACGCAGACGUAUCCGCCGAGUAGUGGCCCACCACCAACAUCACAGGGAAGCUACGCCCCUCCGGUGCCAGCCCCUUCUGGGUAUCCUGUUCAUCAAACACCUCACCCGACAUCGCACCCACCACAUCCACCGCCACCGCAUCAAUCACCCCAUCAGCCACCGCACCCCCCACAUCAGUCACCUCAUCAGCCGUCUCAUCAAUCCUCUCAUCAACCACCCUCGCACCAAUCACCGCAUCAGCCACCGCAACAAUCUCAGCAACAGUCACAAACAGCUCCGCAGACGCAACAGCAACCAGCUCAGAGUCCGGCUCCGAGCGGAUUUCAGCCACCGUCCGGCCCGCCGCAGGGUCCCGCUCCACCACCAGGCCCUCAACAACAGCCUGCUUAUGGACCCACUACCACGCAAACCUAUGUUCCACCAACCCCAGGCGGGCAGCCACAGAUUUAUAGUCCUCAUCCGCCACAAGGUGGCCAACACUAUGGACAUCCACAAUAUCCUCCUCAAAAUUAUCCCCCACCGCCGACAGGACAAGGGUAUCCACAAUAUCCUCCACGACCACCUGGUGGACACAUGCCUCCGCCACCUGGACCUCAAGGACCACCUCCUCCUAAUCAAUAUGGAGGUUACGGUUAUCAACCACCUACACAGUAACUUCUAUAAAGGUCCAUAAAUUGAUAUAAAUUAAGUAUAUUAACACACAUAUAUAUUAAUAAAUUAAUAUAUACAUAUUAUAUAAUUAAUUAAUUUAUUAAUAUGUAUGUGCGUGAAUAUAUCGAGAACAUUUUAAUUUCUUUUAUUAUAUGGUUAUGUUAAUGUAACUUUAUUAAUUCACAAUAUUUAUGCACAGAUAUUGUGAAUAUCUACAUUAACGUGAACAUAUGAAGGGUUUAUCAGCACAAUGAGAUUAGAUUAAGAAAAUGAUUAUGUGGAAAACUUUAAUUUAAUCUUUAUUAAUGUGUCGCAUAAGAACAUAAUAAGAAACUUAGAGUUAAAUAUAUAUAAAGAAUAAUUGUGCUGUAAAAUUUGAGCUUAGCUUCAAUAAUUUACAAUUCUUUUUUUAUUUCAAUAUUUGCGUACGUAUUUUUCUAUGCUAAUUUGUGUGUGAUGAUAUAUAUAUAUAUACUUUUGUUUUUGUACUGUUUAGGUGGGUAAAAAUAAAUCUUUUUCUUUUAGAUCUCAAGAAAAUGAGUAUAUUAAUAUUUAAGAUGGCUUUUAACUGUUAUGACAAGACUUGUAAUCCAGGAAAAACGUACAAUUGUUACAAUUUAGUAUAUUCUUUUUCUUUUUUUGUCUAAUUUGUUUUAUACCAUUUGUAUACAUAAGAAUAAUAUACGUAUUUAUCACAAGUCCAUAUUAUGCUUGUAACUUUUAUAUUUUCUUCUAUAUACGAAAAAGGCGAUAAUCUAUAUAAACUUUAUUUUUAUUACAAAUGCAUAUACAUACACACGUAAUUUUUUAUUAAUAUAGUUAUAUUAAUAUAGCUAGAAACAUAAAUUGAAAGUCAGAGAUAUAGUAUGAUAAUGUAUGGCAAUGUUGAUUUAUGCUGACACUGGCAAUAGUGUUUAACGUUGUGGGAUGUAAAAUUAUUUCACUUUCAUGAUUGACAUAUAUACAUAUAGUACGAAUGUCAAUAUAUAAAUUUUUUCAUGUCACAUAUAAUUCGCAAUACAGAGUCUGCAGCGCAGUUAAGAAAAGAGUGAUUUCUUAUAUAAAAUAAUAAAUUAUUAUGAUAUUUGUUUCAUAUAAAUCUCUAAAUUCUAAAGAAAUCAGUUUUGAAAAGUUAGAAGUCGAUAUCUUUCUUUAUCAAAUUAAUAUAAUUUUUUGUAUAUAUUAACGUAAUACGUUAUGAGUUAUAGCGCUUUUUUCGUGAGACAUUACCAUUAUAUAAUAUCAUAAUGUUAAUAAAAAUAAGAUAUUUCACACGCAACUGAUAUAUAAAUAUUUUAGGCUAUAUUUGUUAUUUUUAUACAAAGAAUCACUUUCUUCUUGGUUGUAAUAUGUAAAUCUAAUAUUCUGUAUUUGUCCUACAAAUAUUUUUCGAGGGAGAUGUUAAUAAUUGUACAAAUAAAUGUAUCUUGUUCGCGUUCUCAACAUGACGUUAGAUUAAAUAAGUAAAAAAUAUUAAAUUAUAUAUAUAAACAUAACAGGUUGUACAAGUAUUGAGAGAGAAAAGAUUUAUCAAUAUUAGAGAAUCGAUUUUCAAAUUAACUCGUAUAUUGCUUUUUAUUUUUGACAGUGAUAAAUACAAAAAUCUUAAUAAAAAUGAACAUAUGUCCAUCUUUGUGCAUACAUAAUAGAUGAUUUUCGUAAUAUGGAUCUAUCAGAUGUAAAUCUUAAUUCUAUAAAUAAACCCUAGGAAAAUAUUUUGAAAGAAUGUUAAAUUAUAACUCAUCUUUGAAGUUUAAAUUGCUAAGACGACACUGACAGGAAUGACUAGGUUGUGGUACUUCUUCCAUGUUAUUUAGGACUUCAACUUUACUCUUUAAGCGUUUACUCCAUUCCUGAAAGAAAUAUAUAUUAUUUGGCAAGAUAUACCAAGAGAGAGCAACAUAUAAAGCUAGAGCUUUCUCAUACAUGAAAUAAAACUGUAUGGUAACACAAUAUAUCACGUGGUAAUAAAUUAUCCCUUGCAAAUUG
Messenger RNA from Ooceraea biroi (clonal raider ant), 4183 nucleotides. RefSeq names its product basic salivary proline-rich protein 1. NCBI's taxonomy places the organism in Eukaryota, Metazoa, Arthropoda, Insecta, Hymenoptera, Formicidae. The record is from RefSeq and is a predicted model, not a curated record.